AUGUCCGGCUCGAUUCCUGUGUUCGGGCACCUUCUCAAGCUAGGCGAAGACCACGCGUCAACAUGCGAAAACUGGUGGCGGCAAGGAAACCCCUCCGUUUUCCAGAUCAAACUCGGCAACACCAGGGCCGUAGUCUUCAACUCCUUCGAGGACAUCCGCCAACUCCUCAUCGGCCACCAGAACGCCGUCAUUGAUCGGCCCAAGCUAUACACCUUUCACGGCCUCAUCAGCUCUACUCAAGGCUUCACCAUCGGCUCUUCCCCUUGGGAUGACUCCUGCCGGAAGAAGCGCAAAGCCGCGGGCACCGCCCUCAGUCGCCCGGCGCUGCGAAACUACUACCCCAUGUUCGAUCUCGAGAGCUACUGCAUCCUCCGCGACCUGCACAAGGACUCCCGCAACGGCGAGCUCGAGAUCAGUGUCCGACCUUACAUCCAGCGCUACGCCCUCAACACGACCCUCACUCUCUGCUACGGCAUCCGCAUGGACGCCGUCUACGAUGACCUCCUCCGCGAGAUCUUGCAUGUCGGCUCGGCCAUCUCUCUGCUCCGCAGCGCGUCCGAGAACACGCAAGACUACGUUCCGAUCAUGCGCUACUUCCCCAACAACGAGAAAAGCCGCCGCUCCAAAGAGCUCCGCGAGCGUCGCGAUGCGUAUCUCAACCAUCUCCUCGACAAGGUCCGCUCCAUGAUCGAGCGCGGCACCGACAAGCCUUGCAUCUCGGCUGCGAUUCUGAAGAAUGAGGAGACGAAGCUCACGGGCGUUGAAGUGUCCUCCAUCUGCUUGUCACUUGUAUCUGGCGGUUUUGAGACGAUCCCCGGAACUCUGACGUCGACCAUCGGGUCGCUUUCGACGGAAGAGGGACAAUUGUGGCAGGACCGCGCCUACGAGGAUAUCAAAAGGCACUACCCAAACAUACAAGACGCAUGGAAUGCCUGCUAUACCGAGGAGAAGGUUCCGUACGUCAACGCAAUCAUCAGGGAAGCCGGAAGGUACUACACCGUCAGCUCAAUGAGUCUGCCGCGGAAGACUGUAACGGAGGUUAACUGGAACGGCGCUGUCAUUCCGCCCAAGACAAUGAUACUCGUCAACGCUCAAGCUGGCAAUCAUGAUAGGAACUACUUCGGUGAAGAUGCCGGCAAAUUCGAUCCGGAGAGGUGGCUCUCCUCAGUCAACCCGCCCACUGACACGAAUGUCUCCGGCGUGGGCCAUCUGAGUUUUGGGCUUGGCUCUCGCGGUUGCUCAGGCCAGUAUAUCGCCCAGCGCUUGUUAUACGCCGCUUUGGUUCGCCUGCUGUCCUCGUACAAAAUCGUAGCCAGCGAGGAAGAGCCUCCCAACACCGACUACGUCGAGUACAACCAGUUCAAAACGGCGCUCGUGGCGAUCCCCAAGGACUUUAAGGUCAAGCUCAUCCCCCGAGACACAGCCGUUACCGAGGAAUGUCUCAAAGCCGCCGAGAAAAGGACCAAGGAGCAUUACGUAGAGUAA
This is a messenger RNA of Colletotrichum chrysophilum, 1485 nucleotides long. RefSeq lists its product as uncharacterized. Gene Ontology annotation, molecular function: monooxygenase activity; oxidoreductase activity, acting on paired donors, with incorporation or reduction of molecular oxygen; iron ion binding. The coding region runs from base 1 to 1485 and encodes 494 amino acids. NCBI's taxonomy places the organism in Eukaryota, Fungi, Ascomycota, Sordariomycetes, Glomerellales, Glomerellaceae. The record is from RefSeq and is a predicted model, not a curated record. The transcript is spliced from 2 exons.